Molecule: messenger RNA, 1003 nt
Organism: Syzygium oleosum
Lineage: Eukaryota; Viridiplantae; Streptophyta; Magnoliopsida; Myrtales; Myrtaceae
Exons: 5
Coding region: 97-765 (222 amino acids)
Source: RefSeq, a predicted model, not a curated record
GCACUCACGCACGCACGCACGCACGCACGGACGCUCGCCCGAAAACCCAGAAGCCAGGAAGAAUCGAAGAAGAAGCCCGAGACAGAAUCGCACGAGAUGAUGGCGUGCAGGACCGCCCUCCGCUGCGCGCUCCUGACGGAGCCGUGGAAGCCUUCGCUCGCGACGCCCGCCUCCUUCUCCCUCUCCCUCUCCCUGGCGAGCGCCGCCUCGUCGCCCCCUCCGCCACCGCGCAGGCUGGGCUGCGGCCACAGGCCUCCCUGGGCUCCGGAUUCCCACGCCGCGAGGCGAGGCCGUGAGCUGAAUUGCUCCACCGGUAACGGUUCCUGGUCCCCGCCCGAGAACUCGGAGGAGUACGAUCAAGAAGAGCAAGGUCCGCCUCAGGAAGCCGUUCUCAAGGCCAUCUCAGAGGUUUCAAAGGCGGAAGGGAGAGUAGGGCAAACAACAAAUGUGGUUAUUGGCGGUACAGUAAGUGAUGAUUCGACCAACGAAUGGCUUGCUUUGGAUAAGAAGGUUAACACUUACCCGACAGUUAGAGGGUUUACUGCCAUUGGAACUGGUGGUGAUGAUUUUGUGCAAGCUAUGAUUGUUGCUGUUGAGUCUGUCAUCCAACAACCAAUUCCCAAGGGCCGUGUGAGGCAAAAGUCUUCAUCAAGGGGCAAAUAUGUGUCUGUAAAUAUAGGACCUAUUCAUGUUGUUUCAAGCGAGCAGGUUCAAGCAGUAUAUAAUGCAAUGAGAAGAGAUGAGCGGAUGAAGUACUUUUUGUAGUCUCCAAGUGUAUAGUGCUUUUAUGCUUUCAGGCUGAGUGUAGAUUUUUAAUCCUUGAUUUUCGUACCAAGUCUAUUUAAUUGGUCCAUUUUUGCUCUAUCAUCUUGUGAUGAUAUUUCAGAUUGAUUCAGACUAGGCCAAUUGCAUGUAACCUCAGUUUAUUUGGAAGGACUAUUUCGUCCCUUACAUGACUGCAUACUAUUGGAGAGACUGUCGUCAGCGUCUGCCAUGUUUUUUA